Messenger RNA from Diaporthe amygdali, 1068 nucleotides. RefSeq lists its product as uncharacterized. The coding region runs from base 1 to 1068 and encodes 355 amino acids. The record is from RefSeq and is a predicted model, not a curated record. NCBI's taxonomy places the organism in Eukaryota, Fungi, Ascomycota, Sordariomycetes, Diaporthales, Diaporthaceae. The transcript has a single exon.
AUGAUUCCUAUCAGCAAGUUCCUUUCAUUCGGUGUAGGUCUGGUUGCACUAUUGUCUCUCAUCGAUCCUUCGCAGGGGCAAACUGUGACUCUUCCAGCCAACAUCGCGAUCGAUCUCGUUUUCCCCCGCAACGACACUUACAACCCGGCAGAUACUUUCCCCGUCGUCUUCGCUCUGCAGGGUGCUAGUGCGGCGUGGACAUUUGGUUUCUUCUUUGAGUGGCGCAUCCGGCGCGCUGAAGGGUGUCAAGGCGAAUGCGGUGUCGUCGACAGUGGACGCUUAUCGGUCGAUCAAGGCGAAUUUGGCAGUGUAUCUUUUGGGGACGAUGACUAUUAUUUAUACCGGGAUGAAUCGACCGCGUUGAGUGGGAAUUGGGGGCUGGGUGUUGCAGCUGGUGGCUUCGAGGGGGCUUAUAGUUUAGAAUGGGACUUUGGCUUUCUCAGAAAUUGCUCGGAUGACGGCGGCAUCCUACAGUCCGAAGGAGGGCGAACACAGCUUACAGGCAGCAGUACCUUCAGUGUUGUACCGGGUGCCAGUCCCGAUAUUCGAAGACAACUCGAAGAGUGCCCGGUGUCUGGAGGUGUGGUAGGCGUGCAGGCGAAUUUGAACGGCUGCCCGAGUCUGGGUACCACCGGAGUGGAGGCUGACCCGUGUGUCGUUGAGGUCCCGGACGAUGUCGUUGACGACGUUGUCGCUCAGCUGGCCGCGGGGGGAACUCCAGAGCAGCCUGGCGCACCACCGAUACCUGGUGUGCCGCUUCCAGGGGGGCCACCUGGGGUAACUACAAUCAUCGGCUACCCAAGUGACGACGGAGGAACUCAGACGACGUCUGUGGCAGACUCUAUCACGGCCCGCGCCUCAUCUCGCACCUCGUCAACUGCACCUAUCACAACCGGUUCCUCGAGCGCCGUAGUUCCAUCUGCGAUCUCCUCGUCUGCUUCAAGAAGUGCGCAGACGAGUGCUGUACCCACAACUGUCGUGGUAAAUGAAUCGGCCAACACCGAGAAGAGGUCCCUUGGAGCUGCCGUCAUUGCAGCGCUGUCAAUGUUGGUCAUGUACAUGCUCUAG